Sceloporus undulatus (fence lizard) is the source of this 1455-nucleotide messenger RNA. RefSeq names its product glial cells missing transcription factor 2 (gene GCM2). Lineage: Eukaryota; Metazoa; Chordata; Lepidosauria; Squamata; Phrynosomatidae. The coding region runs from base 1 to 1455 and encodes 484 amino acids. Gene Ontology annotation, cellular component: nucleus. The record is from RefSeq and is a predicted model, not a curated record. Gene Ontology annotation, biological process: gliogenesis; regulation of transcription by RNA polymerase II. The transcript has 5 exons. Gene Ontology annotation, molecular function: RNA polymerase II cis-regulatory region sequence-specific DNA binding; DNA-binding transcription activator activity, RNA polymerase II-specific.
AUGUCAAAGGACCCCUUUGAGAACUCUGACUACGUCUGUUCCUUUGGGAUGAAGCUAACGUGGGACAUCAAUGACCCCAAGUUACCACAGGAGCCCAAGCACUUUGAUUCAUUCCAGGAGUGGCCAGAUGGUUAUGUGCGGUUCAUCUACACCAGUGAAGAUAAAAAUGCACAGCGGCAUCUUAGUGGCUGGGCCAUGCGCAACACUAACAACCACAACUGCCAAAUUCUCAAGAAGUCCUGCCUUGGUGUGGUGGUGUGUGCCAGGAAUUGUAUCCUUCCGGAUGGGACCAAGCUGCAGCUUCGCCCUGCUAUAUGCGAUAAGGCUCGACAAAAGCAACAGAAAAAGCAUUGUCCAAAUUGUAGUUCAGCUCUUGAGUUAAUUCCUUGCCGAGGGCACAGCGGCUACCCAGUGACUAAUUUCUGGAGACAUGAUGGCAAAGCAAUAUUUUUCCAGGCCAAGGGACUGCAUGACCACCCAAGACCAGAGAGUAAAUCCGAGACGGAGGUCAGAAGAAGUGCCCUUAAAAAGCAAUCACCAUCUUCUCACUCAUCACAGAAAAAAAGGCUUCUGGAAUUUCAGACAGGAAGAUGUAAUGAGAAUGCCAGUCACUUUCAUUACAUUCAUCAUCUGGCAUGUGAAGAAGGCAUAAUCACUGAUACCAGCUUGCCACUUCUAGCUCAGUCACACCAUUUGUUUCAAAGUACGGAACCAUACAACAUUACAUACGAUCCUGCGAGCCUCCAAGAGAAUGUGAUAACACCAUUCCAGAACUACACAAGCCCCAAAAUCUGCACAUCUAAACCGAGCUUUGGCUAUGAGUGUACCUUUCCUGGCUAUGCGGGUCCUAGCUUGUGCCCAACAUUUCAUAAAGAUGUCAUAAACAUUCCAAUGGAUCCUGACCAUGUUGUGCUUAAUGGACUCCAGUAUCAUGUAAAUUCAUUAAAUGUCCAUGAAAAGAACUCUGACAGCACCCAUAAAUAUAAUGGAUUGAGACAAACCUUAGGGGAAACUAACUGUGGGGAAAGGAUUAGCUAUGGGCCAUGUGAAGCCAGUGCUAGCCAUCCCCAUUAUAGUGAAGAAUAUACUUGUAGAUAUAGUAGUCUUUCCUCCCUGGAGGUUCCAGCUUUACAGACUGUUAUAACUACCACAACUAAGAUGUCCCUUGAAGCCUACAAGCCUCCUGUGUUGAGGUAUGUUGACAAUGUGCACGAUGCCAAAGAUCUUCUGAGCUGUUCCAUGGCAGAGAGCAUUUCAGAAGACGUCUGUCCACAGAUAAACUUUCAAGAAGACUGGGCAAUAGGCAAAUCAAAUUUAACUGAGGAACACUUUCUGACUGCUAGUAAGGCUGCCCAUGUAAUACCGGUGGAAACGUGUCAAAUCAAUCCUGAUAUGGAGAAGAGUUAUAAUGCUUAUGGAGAAGAGACAUUUGGAUUUGAAAACACUGAAUACUGA